AUGGCAGUUCACGGGUCAACACCCAAGCGUAAAGAAAUUUACAAACAUGAGGCGCCAUGGCCGCUGUACAGUAUGAACUGGUCUGUGCGGCCCGAUAAACGAUUUCGCCUGGCGAUUGGGAGCUUUGUAGAGGAAUACAAUAACAAAGUACAAAUUGUGUCAUUAGACGAAGAAGUAUCGGAGUUCAGUCCUAAGAGCACAUUUGAUCAUCCGUAUCCAACGACCAAAAUUAUGUGGAUUCCUGAUAGUAAAGGAGUAUUUCCCGAUUUAUUAGCUACAAGUGGGGAUUAUUUACGAAUCUGGAGAGCAGGUGAACCAGAAACCAGACUGGAAUGCAUUCUUAACAAUAACAAGAACUCAGACUUUUGUGCUCCAUUAACAUCAUUUGACUGGAAUGAAGUUGAUCCAAACUUAAUUGGUACAUCAAGUAUAGAUACCACAUGUACAAUUUGGGGUCUUGAAACAACUCAGAUUGUUGGACGAAUUAAUUCUGUUGCCGGGCAUGUGAAGACUCAACUUAUUGCCCACGAUAAAGAAGUUUAUGAUAUAGCAUUUAGUCGUGCUGGAGGUGGCCGUGAUAUGUUUGCUUCAGUUGGGGCUGAUGGUUCAGUUAGAAUGUUUGAUCUGCGGCAUUUGGAACAUUCUACAAUAAUUUAUGAAGAUCCUCAGCACUCUCCAUUACUUAGGCUCGCAUGGAACAAGCAAGAUCCCAAUUAUCUUGCUACAGUUGCUAUGGAUGCAUGCGAAGUUAUUAUAUUGGAUGUUAGAGUGCCUUGUACACCUGUGGCUAGAUUAAACAAUCAUAGGGCAUGUGUUAAUGGAAUUGCAUGGGCUCCACAUUCAUCUUGCCAUAUAUGCACUGCUGGUGAUGAUCACCAGGCCCUUAUAUGGGAUAUCCAACAAAUGCCUAGGGCCAUUGAAGAUCCAAUCCUAGCAUAUACCGCUGCAGAAGGUGAAAUCAAUCAAAUUCAAUGGGGUGCCACUCAACCAGACUGGAUCGCCAUUUGUUACAACAAGUCUUUGGAAAUAUUACGAGUGUAG
This is a messenger RNA of Macrosiphum euphorbiae (potato aphid), 1041 nucleotides long. Lineage: Eukaryota; Metazoa; Arthropoda; Insecta; Hemiptera; Aphididae. The record is from the annotation of a GenBank genome assembly.